CUUUAAGCGGCCACGGCGGGGAGGGAGGGAGAUCACGCCGCCUGACAAUGGGCCAGCGGCCGGGCCGCUGAGUUGGGGCAAGUUCCCGGCGCUGCUGUGGCUAGUCGCCUCCUCCACGAGCGCGCCGAGCGAGGCUUGGAGGAGCAGCAGCAGCAGCGAAGUGGCGGGACCAGCCCCGUGAGCGCGCGCGGUGGCCAGGCAGCGGCGGCGGCGGCGAUGAGUUAACCCUCCUCCCCCCGCCCCCAGCGCCGGAGCCCGCCGGGCGCGUCCUCCUCUCUCUCCUCUCCCCUUCCCCGCCCCGAGCGCCGCCUUCCUCGCCUCGCCUCCCCGCCUGGCUGGGGGCAGGUUCGGGGCCCCGUCCCCCCCCCCCCCGCCUGCCGCGAGGCGCUGCGCAAAGGAGCCCGCGAUCCCCCUGCUGGAUGCGUCCCCGGAGGAGCUGAGCCAUGCGGCUGCGGCUCUGGCUCUGGCUGCCGACCUUCGCCUGCUGCUUGGUGGCCUCAACUUCGGGUUCCCGUCCCCGCCUUGAAGACUCGUCUCCGCGGAUAGUAGAGCACCCCUCUGACCUCAUCGUAUCCAAGGGGGAGCCGGCGACGUUGAACUGCAAAGCGGAAGGGCGCCCCACCCCCAUCGUCGAGUGGUACAAGGAUGGGGAGCGAGUGGAGACCGACAAAGAGGACCCUCGAUCCCAUCGCAUGCUGCUGCCCAGUGGCUCCCUUUUCUUCCUGCGCAUCGUGCAUGGAAGGAGGAGCAAACCCGAUGAGGGAGUGUAUGUCUGUGUCGCCAGAAACUACCUGGGUGAGGCAGUCAGCAGGAACGCGUCUCUGGAGGUAGCCAUCCUGAGAGACGAUUUCCGUCAGGCUCCCAGUGAUGUCGUAGUGGCCGCAGGUGAGCCGGCUGUGAUGGAGUGCAUCCCGCCGAGAGGACACCCGGAGCCGACCAUCUCCUGGAAGAAGAACAAUGUCCGCAUCAGUGAUAAGGAUGAGCGCAUUACGAUUCGAGGUGGGAAACUGAUGAUGUCGAACACAAGGAAAAGCGACGCCGGCAUGUACAUCUGCGUGGCGACCAACAUGGUGGGCGAACGGGACAGCGAGCCUGCGGAACUGGUGGUGUUUGAACGUCCCACCUUCAUCAAGAGGCCCAUCAAUCAGGUGGUGCUUGCUGAGGACACCGUGAAUUUCCACUGUGAAGCACAGGGGGACCCCGUGCCAACUUCCCGUUGGCGCAAGGAGGAAGGGGAGCUUCCCCGGGGGAGGUCAGAAAUUCAGAAUGACAACACUUUGCGCAUCAGCCGGGUGAGUGCAGAGGAUGAAGGCACCUACACCUGCGUCGCCGAGAACAGUGUGGGGAAAUCUGAGGCCUCAGGCUCCCUUAGUGUCCAUGUUCCGCCUCAGUUGGUGACCCGUCCACGGGAUCAGAUUGUAGUGCAAGGCCGCACCGUGACCUUUCAGUGCGAGACCAAAGGAAACCCACCACCGGCCGUCUUCUGGCAGAAGGAAGGUAGCCAGAUUCUGCUCUUCCCCAGCCAGCCUCCUCAGGCGAUGGGCCGCUUCUCUGUGUCUCCAAGUGGUGAGAUGACCAUUGCGGAUGUACAGACCUCCGACUCGGGCUACUACAUGUGCCAGGCCAUCAGUGUGGCGGGAAGCAUCCUGGCCAAAGCUCUGCUGGAGGUGGAAGAUGUGACGUCAGACCGAGUUCCGCCAAUCAUUCGCCGAGGACCAACCAACCAAACUCUUGCCAUAGACUCCACAGCACAGCUGCAGUGCCACGUGACUGGGAACCCCCUUCCCAGCAUCCAGUGGCUGAAAGAUGGACAACGGAUUGUGGGCAGUGACCCAAGGAUCAGCCUGUUAGACAACGGAACGCUACAGAUCACGAACCUGCAGGUUGCAGACUCCGGACUGUACGUCUGCAUUGCGACGAGCUCCACCGGUGAGACGACAUGGAGUGGGUUUCUAGCAGUACAAGAAAGUGGAGCUGAUCUCCAGAUGCAGCUCCCGGAGCCCAGCCUUCUCCCGGGGCCGCCCUCUGCACCUCUGGUCACCGAUGUCACCAAGAACAGCGUGGCUUUGAUCUGGAAGCCGAAUCCUGCCAGCGGAGGGGCUGCUGUCAGUUCAUACAUCAUUGAAGCAUUCAGUCAGUCCUCGGGGAGCACCUGGCAGACAGUAGCAGACAACGUGAAGCUGGAGAAGCAUACGGUCAGCGGCUUGAACCCCAAUACCAUUUACCUCUUCCUCAUCCGGGCUGUCAACACCUACGGCCUGAGCGAUCCCAGCCCUGUGUCAGAGCCGGUUCGUACGCAAGACGUGAGUCCCACCAGGCAAGGGGUCGAUCACAGGCAGGUGCAAAGAGAACUUGGCGAGGUUGUGGUCCAGCUCCAGGAUCCUGUCGUCCUCACCUCCACCACCAUCCAAGUGACCUGGACUGUGGACCGCCAGGCCCAGUUUCUCCAGGGCUACCGUGUGAUGUACCGGCCCAAGAGCAGCGCCUGGCUGGUACAGGACGUGAAGUCGCCCGCCGAGCGGAGCACCGUCCUCGUGGAGCUGCGCAAAGGCCAGGAGUACGAGAUCAAGAUCCGCCCCUAUUUUGAUGAGUUCCAGGGCAUGGACAGCGAGGUGCUGCUGGUUCGGACCCCGGAAGAAGCCCCAAGUGCUCCUCCACAGGCAGUUACUGUAGUAACGGUGGGGACCAGCAACAGCACGAGUAUCAGCAUAUCCUGGGAGCCACCCCCUCGGGCAGAGCAAAAUGGGAUCAUCCAAGAUUACCGGGUUUGGUGCCUGGGAAACGAAUCUCGCUACCACAUCAAUAAGACCGUGGAUGGCACCUUGAGAUCAACAGUCUUGCAGGGCUUGGUCCCAGGAAUGCUCUACCGCACAGAAGUGGCGGCAGCCACCAGUGCCGGCGUGGGUGUGAGGAGCGCCCCCAUCACCAUACAGAUCAAGCCCUUGCCGGACCAGGACUCCGUGUCUGUGAACAGCGGGGACAGCGUGAGCCUUGCCGAACAGAUCACAGACGUGGUGAAGCAGCCGGCCUUCAUCGCCGGCAUCGGCGGGGCCUGCUGGGUCAUCCUCAUGUGCUUCAGCGUGUGGAUCUACUGUCGCCGGAAAAAGAGAAAGGAGCUGAAUCACUACACAGCCUCCUUUGCGUACACGCCGGCAGGUAAGGCUUUCCCCCCCUCCGCCACAUUGCUUUCCCAGGGGCCACCGGCUCAACCCCGCGCACACCUCGCUCUCCGAGGGGACGACCCUGACUCUGUGGUCCGCUCUCUUUCAGUCUCUUUCCCCCAUGCGGAUGGGCCGGCCCGUGGCAGCGGCAGCAGGCCCGGCAUGCUGGCCAUGGCCACCAGUAACUCCAGCUACCCUUGGCUGGCAGACUUGUGGCCAGCCCCAAACCUUUUGCGGAACGGGAAGGCAAAGGAGCCCGGAGGGGCCUGCUGCACUGGAAACCACAAUCCCACUGAGAGAUACUAUAAUGAUGCCGGGAUUUCUAACUACAUUGCUCAGACGGAGAAGUUUGGGACAGGGGCGUCGGACGGGCCCAUUUACAGCACCAUCGACCCUGCCAGUGAUGACAUGAGGACGUUCAAUGGGGCAUUUUCGCAGCACACCACUCCGUAUGCCACAACCCCCGUGGUACCAUACGGGGCAACACACCUCCACUCCCCUGAUGAAGAGGAGAGCCAGUGGAACACCCAGCCAGGCGUCUCCACCAUCCAGUAUGCCCAGCCUGAGCGGGGCAGGGCUGAGAGCGCUGCUAAGCCUGGGAAACAGAAAUCUAUGGGGAAGCCAGUGAAGACGCCCUCCCUGAACUGGACCGAAGUCCUUCCUCCCCCUCCUUCUGCCAGUGAACUGAGCCAGUAUGUGGAGGAAGAGGAGCUAGAAAAUGGUUCAGAGGCAGAGGAGUGGUGCCCACCCCUUCCAGAAAGGACCUACCUGAUGGAGAACAUCCAGGAAGAGGAAUGUCCUCCUCCCCCUCCUCGUGGAGAGGCCUCUUCUCCUGCUAACUCCUACGGGCAGCAGUCCACGGCCACUCUGACCCCCUCGCCCCGGGAGGAGAUGAGGGCUUCCGAGGACAUCCCCAGAUUGCACCACUUUGAGAUUCCACACCUGCCCAGGCGGUUACCCAAUGGUUCGGCGCCACCGCCCAGGGCCUGCAGUCCUCCCUUGACUCAGUCCAACCCAACUCUAAAUGUCCUCGAAGAGGGGCCUGAAGGCAUCGCUCCCAGGCAGGGUCAUCGACGUAACCUGAGCCAGACGCCGGUGGAGAAUGGCGACUCCCCAGGAAUAGGAAAACCUCAUCCCAGCAUAGGCGACAUGCCUCUCCCUCCGGGGCAGAAAGCGAAAGGCAAGAAGAAGUCCAAGUCGAGCCACUACCGCCGGGAGAAGAAGCAGGGAGAUCUUCCUCCCCCGCCUUUGCCACCUCCUGCAGAAGACCUUAGCUGCUCUGCUCCAGAAAGCGGCCCACGACUGAACUGCGACACCGCCUCGCUGGAGAAGGACCUGAACGCUGCCUCCGUCGUAGAGCGGAAGGCCAUCCAUCGCACAGUGGCAGGCCACCACCACCUCCAGCACCGAGACGAGGAGGAAAUCAUCCCAUACAGCAAGCCCAGCUUUCUGUCCAGAAGCCAGGUGUCCAGCAACUGCUCCACAACAGGAAGCUCUUCUUCCAGGGGGUCAACAGGAUCUAGAGGUCACGGGUCAGGGCGCAGCCGGACAACAGGGGAUCGUGGCGAGGAAAAGAGAUGAAACCCAACGGAGCCAGCAUGAGCAGCGCAAGGCCUACAAAUGGGUACCCGUGGACUUGGGGCUGAGGGGGUUUCUGUGCUUCUAAUUUAUGACCUUCCAGAAGGAGCCACAUGGCCUGGCCCUUUGUAAAUAAGUUUGCUCCCAGGAGGCCGGCAGUCCCCAGGAGCCAAGGAAGCUGUAUUUAUAAACCAUGACAGAGGGACAUUCAUGCCCAGGGGCCUCUGGGGGGCCCGUUUCUGGAAACGCAAGCGGAGGGUGUGUGCCCAGUGGGAGUGGGGAGGGGCGGGGGCUUGCCUCUGGCCAGCAGUUCAGGGUGGGCACCGCGAGCAGCCCAGCCCACCAAGCACAUGCUCCGAUUCUGCCCGUGUGCACAGCCCUGCCUGCCCCCAGGGCAGAGGUCAGCAGGUGUUUCUUUGAUAGCUAUUGAACCCUUUUGUAAAAUGACCAAUAAAGCUGUUUGUUAACCUGGA
Molecule: messenger RNA, 5212 nt
Organism: Hemicordylus capensis (graceful crag lizard)
Lineage: Eukaryota; Metazoa; Chordata; Lepidosauria; Squamata; Cordylidae
Gene: ROBO3
Product: roundabout guidance receptor 3
Exons: 27
Coding region: 444-4742 (1432 amino acids)
Biological process (GO): cell-cell adhesion; axon guidance
Cellular component (GO): axon; plasma membrane
Molecular function (GO): protein binding
Source: RefSeq, a predicted model, not a curated record